Dendronephthya gigantea is the source of this 2812-nucleotide messenger RNA. RefSeq names its product KN motif and ankyrin repeat domain-containing protein 1-like. The transcript is spliced from 8 exons. The coding region runs from base 1 to 2664 and encodes 887 amino acids. The record is from RefSeq and is a predicted model, not a curated record. NCBI's taxonomy places the organism in Eukaryota, Metazoa, Cnidaria, Anthozoa, Malacalcyonacea, Nephtheidae. Gene Ontology annotation, biological process: negative regulation of actin filament polymerization. Gene Ontology annotation, cellular component: cytoplasm; cytoskeleton. Gene Ontology annotation, molecular function: protein binding.
AUGGCUGGCGUGGAGACAUACUUUGAUUUUGAUGCGGAGACAUUUCAAAUAACUGAAAAGAAGAGGCUUAGCAGUUCCUCAGGUACUUCAGGAGACGUUUUAACUCCAAACUUGUCAAGUCCGUACAAAAGCACAUGCUCUGAAGAUACAGGUUUUGAGACCAGCAGUGAUCGCAGUUCUCAAGAUGGCGUUAUUGAGUCACCGCGAAGUCCCAGUCAGGAUUUUUCUUGUUUAACAUGUCCGAGAGGAAGUUUUGAUUCUUUGGUUGCAAGACCAGUACGGCGGUAUGAUUCUAAAGAAAGCAUUAAAUCCACGUCAUCAUUCUGGGACUCGAACGUUCCACCCGAAACUAAAGCCGUGCUUUCAAAAAUUCGAGAUCAGAUGCGAUCUAGUUUAGAGAAAGUAAGAAAACUUGAAGAAGAAGCCAAGCAAAUCCCUUUAUUGCAAGUGAAAAUAUCUAUUCUGCAAGAGGAGAAGAGACAACUUGUGGCUCAGUUGGAAAAUAGACUUAAUUUGAAAAAAUCACGCUCUCGAAGUAGCACAAUGAGUAGUAAUACUAGUCGAUCAUCUUCUAUUGAUGAUUUGAUUGGUGGUUCUCAGGAUAGAAAAACAAGAAAUAUUGGCGUUGGUGACGAUACCAUUCAUGAUAUACUCUGUGAGAAAUGCAACGAAAUUCAGUCGAAAUUGCUUGGACAUUCUUUAGGUGCUGCCGUUGGUUACUGUAGCGAAGUACCUCGGACUGUCGAGGGACGUCGUGGUAAAUCAAGGACUAUCCAAGAUGAUGAUAUUAAAGUGUUUCAAGAUCGCUGCACUCAAACAAAAACCUUCAAAUAUGAAAGCACCUCAGUGCAAGCAACAGUGUCAACGAAUGAUGUUUCCACUGAAAUAAACACUCGUGAUAACUCAGGCAUAAUGAUUAAAAGAACUGAUGUGACGACUAAAGACUCUUCUUCUGGUCCAUCACUUUUUGAAACAAGAUCUAUUGGAGUUGGGAAAAUGAACUAUUGCUUGAAAGAUUCUUGUGCGGGAGAAGAUAGAGAAAUUCCUAGCUAUACAAAUACAAGUGUCCAAAAUACCGUAUUCACAUGCGAUAAAAGCUGUGGAGUGCAGAUUAUCACUGACAGUAUUGGUGUCAUUGCUUGCCCGACCGUUAUUUCAGUUGCUACGCAAUGUAGCUCUAUAGAAAAUAGAUCUAACAAGAAACAACAUUCUAUUGGCAUUCAAACUGCACAGGAGGAUGUUGAUUUAGUGUCAGUGGGUGUUGGUAUGUCUUCGAUUGAUGAUUCUGAAGAUUGUGAAUGCUCCAAAUGUAAUUCACCGAAAUCUUUAUGUGAAGAUGAAAUACUGCAAUCCAAUAAUUCAAGCAUUGCAGUAGAGACGUCACCUUGGGUCGACGUGGAAGGACAGCUACUUCUUGAGUAUUAUACAUCCAAGUCCUUAUCUUCUGUUGCUGUAGAGACAAGUAUAACCAGCCGUUCAGUGGGCUGCGGUGAUCAAAGCAUUACGGAUGUUUCUUGUCAAAAUUGUGUCUUAAAAAUAUCUCGAUCUCUAGGUGUAAACUGUUCCCCAAAAAUGUCUGACAAAGCAGUUGGAGAUGGAGAUGGAGAUGUAGAUGUUGUACCUAGGACCAGCUCAGUGGGUGUAGGUGAAUGUUGCUUGACUGAUAGUUAUUGUGAGAGGUGUUUUUCGCUGCAAACACGGACUGUUGGUGUUGGCAAUGGCAGCGUUUUAGAUACGGUUCAGACUGACCUUGAAACACCGAUUCUUACGGAUGUAUCGUUACAGCCGCUCUCACCACCACAAACGCCAAAUUUGGAGGAGAAAUUGACGACAGGACUCAAUGAAAAUGUCUCUCCAAUACAAAGAAUGUUCAGUGAUGAAUAUGAAAGAGUUGAAUCUGAUGAACUCAUCCUGGAUUUUACAAGCGAAAAAACGUGUAAAGCCAGUCAAAAAAGUACUCGGGAGGACAUUCUUUUCACGUGCAAACUUCUUCAAAGACAUUUCCAAAGCAAUACCGAGAACUUAGACGAAGAGAAUUUAUUGCUGUGCAUAAAGAACAUUGAAGAUUAUUGGUUUACUUGUGUAACAGAUGAAAGGCUUGACAACGAGUCUCUGACGGAUCUUAUUAGAGUUUUUCAACAGCAUUUGCCUUAUCUUUUGGAUGGUAUAAUAAACUCCCAAGAUGAACAUACAAACCAAUGCAAUGUGAUUAUCACAAACAAGGCCGGCUAUUCUGCAGUGAUGCUAGCUUCACUGAAGGAAGCUGUCAACUCCAAAGAUAAAGUUGUCUUAAAGCGAUUGUUUGAAAAGGGAAACCUAAAUUGCGUCGCUCAAAGUACUGGUCAAACAGCUCUGAUGUUAGCCGCUGGCAUGGGGAACGUGGAGACCGUCGAUCUCCUUCUCCAAUGUGGGGCAACGAAGACGAUAAACACAGCAGACUUGGAUGGUUCGACAGCGCUAAUGUGCGCAUGUGAGCACGGUUAUGCUAAAGUUGUGAAGAAAUUGUUAGAAGUUGAUGGUUGUGAUGCAAGUAUUGCUGAUCAUGAUGGUAGUACUUCUUUUUCGAUUGCGAUGGAACAUAAUCGAAAAGAUAUUGCUCUGAUGAUCUACAGUCAUAUUGAAGUAUAUAAUUCCACAACAUCUCAUCAAUUAAUGAAAAUCUAAAAAUGUUAACAUUUUGUUCUUUUAUGUCACGGCAGAUCAAUCUAUUUAAAAAUUUAUGUAUAAUGAAGUUUAAUAAUAUAUAGAAUAUCUAUCAUUGAUCUGUUGUCUUUUUUACCAGGAUUCAUUUAGGAGCUGGUAAAAUAAAUAA